Molecule: messenger RNA, 1437 nt
Organism: Procambarus clarkii (red swamp crayfish)
Lineage: Eukaryota; Metazoa; Arthropoda; Malacostraca; Decapoda; Cambaridae
Source: RefSeq, a predicted model, not a curated record
AUGACCUUGAAGGUUAAAACUCCAGUCACUAAUAACGAAGAUAAUGAAUUUUGGGAAAUUUUCGAUGGUGAGCGUCUAAAUGGUGUCAUUAAUUCCAUAUUCCACACAUCACUGAGAGUCACCGUGGAAAUUGUGUAUCUACAGUUACUGAUCUGUAUGCACUUAGCAGUUGCAGAUCUAAGUGCUCCAAGGCAGUGUCUGAUUGCUGUGUUCCAGGCACUUCAUGGCCUGCGUGUACAGGACACAGGUGACCUUUCUGACGCAGAAAUCAGUCCCUCCACCCAGUCUCAGCCCUCCACCCAGUCUCAGCCCUCCACCCAGUCUCAGUCCUCCACUCAGUCUCAGCCCUCCACCCAGUCUCAGUCCUCCACUCAGUCUCAGCCCUCCACCCAGUCUCAGUCCUCCACUCAGUCUCAGCACUCCACCCAGUCUCAGUCCUCCACUCAGUCUCAGCCCUCCACCCAGUCUCAGUCCUCCACUCAGUCUCAGCCCUCCACCCAGUCUCAGUCCUCCACUCAGUCUCAGCCCUCCACCCAGUCUCAGUCCUCCACUCAGUCUCAGCCCUCCACUCAGUCUCAGCCCUCCACCCAGUCUCAGCACUCCACCCAGCCUCAGCCCUCCACUCAGUCUCAGCCCUCCACCCAGUCUCAGCACUCCACCCAGUCUCAGCCCUCCACUCAGUCUCAGCCCUCCACCCAGUCUCAGCACUCCACCCAGUCUCAGCCCUCCACUCAGUCUCAGCCCUCCACCCAGUCUCAGCCCUCCACCCAGUCUCAGCCCUCCACCCAGUCUCAGCCCUCCACCUAUCUCAGCCCUCCACCCAGUCUCAGCCCUCCACCCAGUCUCAGCCCUCCACCCAGCCUCAGCCCUCCACACAGUCUCAGCCCUCCACCCAGUCUCAGCACUCCACCCAGUCUCAGCCCUCCACUCAGUCUCAGCCCUCCACCCAGUCUCAGCCCUCCACCCAGCCUUAGCCCUCCACUCAGUCUCAGCCCUCCACCCAGUCUCAGCACUCCACCCAGUCUCAGCCCUCCACUCAGUCUCAGCCCUCCACCCAGUCUCAGCCCUCCACCCAGUCUCAGCCCUCCACCCAGUCUCAGCCCUCCACCCAGUCUCAGCCCUCCACCCAGUCUCAGUCUCAGCCCUCCACCCAGUCUCAGCCCUCCACCCAGUCUCAGCCCCCCACCCAGUCUCAGCCCUCCACCCAGUCUCAGCCCUCCACCCAGUCUCAGCCCUCCACCCAGUCUCAGCCCCCCACCCAGUCUCAGCCCUCCACCCAGUCUCAGCCCUCCGCCCAGUCUCAGCCCUCCACCCAGUCUCAGCCCUCCACCCAGUCUCAGCCCUCCACCCAGUCUCAGCCCUCCGCCCAGUCUUAGCCCUCCACCCUUCAGCCCAGUACUAGCCUUUCUCCUUAACAUGGUGUGCGGGUCUCGUUAA